AUCAAACACCCAUGAAACAUGCUUUUGCUUAAUUAUAUAUUCCUAAGGUUUUGUUUUUUAACAGAGUGUUUGCCCAUAACACUAUUGUAUGACCAAUACUGUUCGUAAAUCAAGGGAGGUAAUUCGGAAUCAUGUUUACUGGUUUCUGCAAUUCUCAAACAGUUCUGUAUGAAGAAUGUGUUCAAUUUGUAGCCGGUAUGGACAACUUACUACUCUGUGGUGAAGAAGGGCUUUAUAUUCAUAUAAUGUCAAAAAUUAUAGCAAACAAUAUAAGAAUCCAAUCAAAACAAUGAUUCAAAAUGGCCGUUUGGGCAGAAUUUAGUACGGUUAAGGACCUAUGGCCUGGUAACAAUCUUGUUAACAUUGUUUCCAUGUUAACAUUGUGCAUGCUUUCGCAUUGAAAUCAGUGUGGAAUGUCAUUUAUUUCAGGUUUUAGUCGUUUGCUUGUAAGGCAAGAUAGUCCCUGGAGAAGAACUAAAAUACGUCAACAGCCUUGUCAGCGGAAAGACACUCCGUUGCAGUUACUGAAGAUUUGCGAGGUGACCAGUUUCCAGACAUUGGUUCGCUCCUGCUUGUGUUUUAGUCGUUUGCUUGUAAGGCAAGAUAGUCCCUGGAGAAGAACUAAAAUACGUCAACAGCCUUGUCAGCGGAAAGACACUCCGUUGCAGUUACUGAAGAUUUGCGAGGUGACCAGUUUCCAGACAUUGGUUCGCUCCUGCUUGUGUUUUAGUCGUUUGCUUGUAAGGCAAGAUAGUCCCUGGAGAAGAACUAAAAUACGUCAACAGCCUUGUCAGCGGAAAGACACUCCGUUGCAGUUACUGAAGAUUUGCGAGGUGACCAGUUUCCAGACAUUGGUUCGCUCCUGCUUGUGUUUUAGUCGUUUGCUUGUAAGGCAAGAUAGUCCCUGGAGAAGAACUAAAAUACGUCAACAGCCUUGUCAGCGGAAAGACACUCCGUUGCAGUUACUGAAGAUUUGCGAGGUGACCAGUUUCCAGACAUUGGUUCGCUCCUGCUUGUGUUUUAGUCGUUUGCUUGUAAGGCAAGAUAGUCCCUGGAGAAGAACUAAAAUACGUCAACAGCCUUGUCAGCGGAAAGACACUCCGUUGCAGUUACUGAAGAUUUGCGAGGUGACCAGUUUCCAGACAUUGGUUCGCUCCUGCUUGUGUACGCGAUUGGCCGAGACUAAAAAAACUGUAGUGUGCCACUUAUAUAGAUUUAUAUAGAUUUAAAAUUGUACAUGUUAUUAUUUCACACUAUUCUGUGGACGCUCACGAUAAAAUCAUUCAUCUCUGACGACCGGAUGCUUAAGCACGUGGGGUAGGUUUUGUUUCAUCUUGCUGCAGGUGGAAAUUGUGAAACGCGAUAUAAUAUUAAUUUUAUUUGUAUGCCAUCAUUUGAGGUGGGCUGUAACAAUAGGAAAACAUAAAAAUAAAUAAAAACAAUAUUUUUCGAAUGAAUAUUUCUGGAAAGCAACCCUGUGGGAGUUGAAAACAAUGUAUAUUAUCUCUAUGAACUUUUUAACAGUUUCUUUCCAUAUGUGUUACAUAUAUUAUCUUUUUUAACUUUGUUAACAGUUGUUACAGUUACUAGCGAUCUAGUAAUUAUCUUUCUUAA
Molecule: messenger RNA, 1614 nt
Organism: Dreissena polymorpha
Lineage: Eukaryota; Metazoa; Mollusca; Bivalvia; Myida; Dreissenidae
Exons: 10
Coding region: 414-1223 (269 amino acids)
Source: RefSeq, a predicted model, not a curated record